Molecule: messenger RNA, 2658 nt
Organism: Botrytis cinerea B05.10
Lineage: Eukaryota; Fungi; Ascomycota; Leotiomycetes; Helotiales; Sclerotiniaceae
Exons: 2
Coding region: 604-2124 (506 amino acids)
Source: RefSeq, a predicted model, not a curated record
GAUUACCCAGUUAUUAGUUCCCAGUUGAUUCGUAGGUAUGAUUCGUACUCUGAUCUUGCUUGGAUUAUCUUUUCUACUUUCGACUUUCUUUACAUUGGACUGCUUUACUGUUUUAAUUUAUCCUUCCUCUUUUCCUGUCCACGCCUCGUAUCUUCUUCUGUCGUCAGCAAGUUUUGUUCUUCUUCUUCGUAUUUAUUGGUGCGGUGCAAUCGGUACUUUGCCAUUCUCAUAUGCUCAUCUGCUCGAUUGAUGUUUCUUCCUUCUUUUCUUUAUAUCUAACGAGAAGAGAGGCGCGAGAUUCCUAAAGUAUAUUUAUUUAUUUAUUUAUUUAUACACUUUCACCAUUGCACAUUCCAAAAGAGAGAUAACACAUCCGCGCUUGGCAUACGCAACGCCGGCAUUCUUGGCAGCAUCAUAAUCCUACCACUUUCAGGAACAAAGUUAACAAGGCUGAAUUCUAUCAGAAAUACGAAAACUCUGUGUAUUCGCGAGUACUUGAUUCUCGUUUCUUGUAUUUUCGCAGGUUGUGCUUGCGGUAGAAGGGGACGGGAGGAGAGAGACGAUUGGCUUCACCCGGGGUUUUGGUAAUUUACACUUGCGACAAUGCGCGCCUUUACAAGAUUGGGUGCGUCGGUGUUUGCGAUGGUUCUUUCGCUAAUGACCAUCUUGGCUUUGUUGCCUCAAUCGAGAUAUACCGAGCAUUUGAGGAAGAUUGAGAUAGGAGGGACGAGUAUCAAUGAUGUGACGGAUGGAUUGUGGGAUUGGGCAAGUGGGGAUGAUGGAGGGGAUGGGGAAGAAGCUGGUGUGAGAUUGGUCAUUUUUGGAGAUAGCUGGGUUGAUGAUACGGUUGAAGAGAAUGAGGAUGGAAAGGGUAGAAGCUGGACGGAAGUUCUUUGCGAAGAGCUCUCGUGUACUUCAAAGAUCAAUCUCGCAGUUUCUCAACCCUCGUCUUCAUACCCAUCGUCACCACCCACUGGUGCUUUUGCAUCCAAUAAAGUCUAUCUUUCUUCCAUCGAAGACACCGCAGGUCAAAAUAAUAACGAAACCAAAAUAACCGCCGAAUCUAUGCUCCCCGAUCUCGAAGCUCAAGUAAAAUCCUUCAUCGCCCUGCCUCUGCCAAAAAAGAAACUCAGGGAAACCAUCUUCGUCGUCUCAUUUGGCACAUGGGAUAUAUGGCACUACGCAUCUCUCGAUUAUACCAAAGCUCAAGAGGCCCAAAAUAAAGCUGUUGCAGAAAUAUUCGCGCAACUCGAUAAUUUAUACGCACAUCAUAGGGAAAAUUUGGAGGCUACUCAUGUAAUCGUUAAACCACAUAAUGACUCCCAUGUUGUGGCCAAACCCCAAUUUAGAAUUGUUAUUCAAAAACUUUUCGAUCCUACCAUGUUGCCUGGUUGGUUGAGUCAAAGGCCUAUUCCAUUAAAGCCUAGUUCUGUGGCGGAAAACCAAAAGAAUGCUAUUUCAUUGGUGAGAGACUGGGAUAAUAGUGUGGAAAACUUUAUCAAACCUUGGUUUGCUAGUACGCCAGAAGCUACCACUACUUCCGAAUGGGCUGAACCAGCACCAGAAGAACAAGUAUCGGGAGAUGCGGUUCCAGAAACAUCUGACCAGAAUGAUCAACAAUCGCAAUCACAAGGAAAGCGAGAGUCAGAAGGCGAUGUUGAGGCGGAAAGUAAACCAGAUAUCCCUCCACCACAAAAAGAUAUCUAUUAUUAUGAUUUGAAUAGAUUCCUCACGGAAAUUAUUAUCGAACAUCAAUUGGAAGAUGAAGGAUUAUCUGAUGCGAGUGGACUGGGCACAAAAGAAAGUCCAUACAUCUCCGUAUAUGAUCCUUGUGUACGAGCAGGAGAUGACGGAGAAAGCAAGAAAAGAGGACCCGGAGAGAAGCGAAAAUCGGGCAAAAUCAACAAGGGAAAUGAAAAGAGAGGAGAAAUGAAAGAUACGAAGUCAUUACCGGAUAUUAAUGGAUUACUUGUCUGUGAACAACCGGACGAAUACCUUUUCUGGGAUGAUUUUAAUAUGGGUAGCCAGGCGAAAGAGUUGGUGGGAAAGGAGAUUGCGAAGAUGGUCAGAGAGGGGAAGACUUUGAGGAAGAGUUGGGGAGAUGGGACUGUACCAGGGGUGUGAGUAGAUGUGAGUGUGGAGAAGGGGAAUGUUGGGGGAGUGAUAUUUACGAAUGAGCAUUUCUGGAGUUUUGAAGUGGAAAGAAGCGUGCAUUGUGCAUAGCAUGUCAUGGAAUGGAAAGGCGUUUGGGAUUGGGGUUGUGAUUAUCAUUGCAAUGGAUACUCUUUUUGCGGAGUGAGUGGGUUUUUAUAUUUGUAUAUACCUUUCUUUUGGGGGUUUUGAUGUUUGAGGGGUAGAUGGGGUAGAUGGGGUGGUAGACGGGUGGAGAAGUGGAAGAGGAGUAUUUGGUUGUAUAGUUUUGUAGAGUAUAUCUAUCUCUACAUAUACAUAUAUAUAUAUAUAUAUAUCUAGCCGAUUUUCUUUUGUGGUAUGAUGAAUGUGGAGAGGUGGGGGUAGAGGGAGAGAGGGAAAUGGAAAUGGAAAUGGAAAUGGAAAUGGAAAUGGAAAUGGAAAUGGAAAUGAUCUAUAUAGGCUUAGGUGUAGUUGGAAGGAGGAAGUAGAGAGUAGAAAGUAGAAUUUUAUGAUUAGUUAUGUGUA